CCAGGUCCGCACGCAUAGCGACGACGACGACGACGAGGACCCAGCAAGGUCACCAUGGCAGGCAAGAGUCACAGGGAGUCAUGCUGCCCGCACUUGGAGCCUCGUCUGGUCUGGUUCCAUACUACUACAAGGUAGCUAGGCGAGGGGCACUUCCUGCCUUGGCUCAUGGCUGCUGCUACGCUGCUUCUGAGUCGCGAGUGAGUCAGCGGCGACUUUCCUCUGCUGCUGCUGGUGGAGGCGGAAAGGGGCGGCCGUCGAUCAUCAAAUCAGAUGCAUCCCACGAUCCCGCACCGGUAGGCCUCGUCUCCCGUCUGGUAGAGAGAGCACCUUGAUAGCGUAGAGCAUCGUGCGAGAGACAGCAUAGACUCCUCGGAGCCACUCUUCUCGCAGCCAUGGUCGACUUUCAGCAGCAACAGCCACCAUUGCCGCCAUCGACCAGCGGGCCUAUCAACCCCGUCCCCCUCUCCCUGCCCUCGAUCUUGGUCAAUGCAAAGCCCCGCGGCAAUCCUACCACCAAGCAUUCUCGCCCUCCCCUCUCCUCCUCUUCCUCAGCACCACCCCGUGCCAAGGUCGCUCGACAGCCCGGCAAGAGGAAGCUGCUCCGUCUAGAAAAUGCCCGCUUCUCCACUGCCAUCAACCCACACAUUGUCCGGCCGCGUCCCUCUGACUACAGCCCGGGGUACGAGUCCAGGCGGUACAAGGGGAGCUUCCAGCAGCCUAUUCCUGGUCUUGUCAAGGAGCUGGGUAGAGGCGAAGAGGUGCCGCGGGAUGGUAGAGAGGUCAGAGAUUGGCGUAGGGAGAUGGAUGAGGUCAAGAAGGUCAAGAGGGCAGCAGGGUCUGAGAGCAGGAGAGGAGAAGGGACUCCAGCCUCUCCGACCACAUCAGCUCUCAACACUCCUCCUCCUCCUCCCAGUGGCCUCUUCACAAUGUCCUUACCCGAAGCUCGCUUCUUCCUCAAGCGGAGAGCGGUCGUGGAGACUAGGCUGGACAGCGGGCACGCUUCCUCGGCCGCCCCAUCUUCUUCCUCUUCUUCACCCACGAUGCAGUCCCUCGUAGACCUUGUCGAAGACGACUUUGCUUCGUGGAAAGAGCAGGUCGUCUACCUCCUCGACGCAGAAGCCACAAGCAAUCAAGCAGACACCACGAGGCUCAACCCUCGUCCGCGCUUGGUCGUAGCCUCUUCUUCCUCCCUCGCUCAGGCUAGGGUGGAGGAGCAUCAUCACCUCCCGCAUUCCCUCUCCUACCUCAUCCCGGACUCCUUCGAUCGACUGACAGUGCACUGUCUGGCUAGACUCUGGGGUCUCAAGUCCCUUUCCAAGUCGAUCAACCACAACGGCGAGGAGUUGAAGCUGACUUGGAUCUUCAAGCCUCCCCCCUCCAGCCGACGAGCUCAGGCUCACCUCACCCAGCCCAGCAGGGGAGGGGUGAGAGGUAGCGCACCUGCACCCCGAGCCCACCUCAAUCCCCUCAUCCGUCAUCUAGCACGCUCAGAGCCGGCCUCGCUGAGCACCAGGACCAGCCGACUCUCUGGAACCGCCACCUCGCAUGGGCUGGACACCCCGCCCGCUACGGACAUUUCUUCCCAAUCUGAAUUCGAGGAGGGCGAAGGAACAGAUGUAGAUACGAUUGAGAGCGCUUCGGUCGCUUCGCUCCCCUCUUCAGGGGCUGACAGCGGGAGUGAGCUGGGAGGCUUGUCCGAUGUGGGCGAGGCAGAGGAAGGCGAGGGCGAGGAUAUUGGGGAAGAGACACUUCGUCCUCCAGAUUCGGAUACAGACGCCCUUAUUGUGCCCGUAAGACGCAGAUUGGAAGAGCUGACCCUGGCAGGUGAUGAUACAGAGGACGCUUUAGACGAGAUCGAGAGCUUGCCGAGCUCCCGGGGAGAGAGGGAGUACGAGGCUGAAGCGGAGGAUGACGGAGAGUGGCAGGAGAUAGAGGAUGAUCAUCUAGAGUAGAUUACAUUCUAGAGCUUCACUUGCUAAGGGGUCUCAUUGAUGUAUGAUAGACCGUCAGGAUAGCACAUCAUCUAUACUUCAUCCAUACUUCAUCCAUACUUCGUCUUUGUCGCCAUGGGUGUCGUAAAUAGCUUCGUAACGAUUGAGAGAACGCGAGCAAAAAAAGACCCUCUCCACUCACUCCCUCUUGCCAAGGAUCAUAUCCUUCCUAGCCGCCUUUGGCUUCUCCAAUCCCUUUCUGGUAUGUUUCCUCCUUCUGUCCUCCUUGACCCUCUCUGCUUCGAGCAUCUCCCUCUUCAAUGUCUGCGCGCUCCUAAUCGCCUUUGGC
Messenger RNA from Microstroma glucosiphilum, 2280 nucleotides. RefSeq lists its product as hypothetical. The record is from RefSeq and is a predicted model, not a curated record. The coding region runs from base 393 to 1952 and encodes 519 amino acids. Lineage: Eukaryota; Fungi; Basidiomycota; Exobasidiomycetes; Microstromatales; Microstromataceae. The transcript has a single exon.